Molecule: messenger RNA, 2125 nt
Organism: Hippocampus comes (tiger tail seahorse)
Lineage: Eukaryota; Metazoa; Chordata; Actinopteri; Syngnathiformes; Syngnathidae
Product: zinc finger BED domain-containing protein 1-like
Exons: 6
Coding region: 216-2021 (601 amino acids)
Source: RefSeq, a predicted model, not a curated record
CGUUGGGGGCGGGGCAUACAUUUCGUGAGAGGAAAACAAAUCCAUCCCCACAUGCCCUCCCCUCCCGGCAUGGGAGUGGGAUUGUGUUCGAGGAUGUGGCUCGGGAUUGGGAGGGGUUGGGAUCAUGUGCAAAUUUGGGGGAUUGGGAGGGGUGCGGGAGUGAAAAGCCCCUCACGUGACCGCAGGCCCCCCAAAGCAGCAGAGCGAGCGCAACAAUGCAGGAAAGCAACGACAACCCAGAACAAAUCAAAUCGGAUUUAAGCAGCAAAGUCAAGAACAAGGACCCGUGCGUUCAACUUAGAGACAUUCAAGGCAAAUCGCCAUUUUGUGCCAAAUUCGCCAGGAUCGAGUGCUACGGCGUCGACACCAACUACGUCGCUUGCAGGAGGUGCGAGGUCCUGGUCAAGUACACGAGCGAGUCGGGCACGAGCGGCCUAAUCAGGCACAGAUGCCAGACGCCCAAGGCUGCCGACGAGCAAUGCCAACCAAACGCGGCGACCCCCAAACGCAAGUGCCCGGCGCAAGGCGUGUUCACGCGCCUGGCGGCCACAAUUGCGCGCAUGUGCAGCCAGGAUUUGCGGCCGCUUUCCUUUGUGGAGGGACGAGGCUUCGUGGCGGUUGCGCAAGAGUUGCUCGAGAUCGGAUCGAGGUUCGGAGGCAAGUUUCCGGUGGAAGGCAUCCUGCCGUCUGCGCGCACUCUCUCGAGACACCUGGAUGAAGCCUACGAACAAUUAAAAGGGCGUGUCAAGGACGAGAUUCGCCAGUGCCAAGGGCAUGCUGCGACCGUCGACCUUUGGACAGGGGCGAGGACAAACACUCGCUUUCUGACUCUGACGGCGCACUACAUCCACGAGUGGAAAAUGGUCCAUCGCGUCCUGGCCACCAGAGAGGUGGCGCACGCUGAACACAUCAAAAGCACUGCCGAGGAAAUCCUUCAGGAAUUUGGGAUCCUGAGUGAGGACAUUGUCUUGGUGACAGAUGACGGUUCGGAUGUGGUGGCCGCUUUCCAAGAUUACACGCGACUCUCGUGUGCCAGCCACAAUAUCGAUUUGAUCCUCCGACACGUUUUUGAGUGCCUGGAUGAGAAGAACCCGCUGCACGGGCCCGUCGUCAAGCUGAUGGCCGCCACAAAGGCGCUCGUCACCCAUUUGAAGAGAGAAGGACUGGACGACGACCUGGAGCAACCUUUGGAACAAGCAGCGGAAACGAGAUGGAAUUCCAAACUCGCCGUGCUCAAGUCAGUCAAUCACGCUCUCAAGUCCGGCGAGCUGCACGAAAUCCUGCACGGUCGAAAUGAGCUGCGUUUCCUGGACGACGUCGACGCCAAGCUCCUGGAUGACGUCACGUUGCUCCUGGCGCCGUUCGACGAGGCCACGCGCCACCUCUCGGCUGGCGCGCCCACGCUGCACUUGGUCCUCCCAACUAAAGUCACCCUGCUCAAGGCCUUGCUCCAGCACUACCACCACGACGGUCCCCUGGUGACGGAGCUGAAAGUGAAGUUGGCCCAGGCAGUGGACUCGAAGUUCCAAAUUCAUCUGUACCACAAGGUGGCCACCGCUCUGUCCCCUCGCCUGAGGACUUUCUUGAGGAAGACCGUGAGCGCUCAGGAAUAUGAGGAGGUCAUUAACACCCUGGCGCAGCUCAUCCAGAAAUCCCAGGCGCCAGAGGGUCUCGCCGUGGAAGGUGCCGGGCCCGCCGAGACCUCCGAGGUUGACGACUUCUUUGCCGCCUGCAUCGAAGAGGAGGAGCCUGAGGAAAAGGACGAGGGAUGGCUGACUGAGUCGUGGGAGCGGCAGGUGGUGCGGCAGUACAUGAGCGACAAGGUGCCGCUCUCUCACUCGCUGCUGGACUUCUGGAAGAACAGGUCAGGCGUGCUGCUGCCCGUCGCCAAGAAGUUUCUGUCCAUCCCAGCAAGCGCCACGCCGUCGGAACAAGGCUUUGCUCUUGCCGACAGACGCGCCGCACUUAACCCGCAAAACGUGGACGCUUUGUUGUUCCUGCAUAGCAACAGCCAAGUAUAGGUGACCUCAAACAUUCCAUGUUUCUUUUUCAACUCUGGACUGUGUUCAGAUGUGCUGAUGAGUCCAUGCGGUUGUUAAUAAAGUUUUGAUUUGGUUCGUGAUCA